Molecule: messenger RNA, 4687 nt
Organism: Tachyglossus aculeatus (Australian echidna)
Lineage: Eukaryota; Metazoa; Chordata; Mammalia; Monotremata; Tachyglossidae
Gene: TNS2
Product: tensin 2
Exons: 29
Coding region: 303-4355 (1350 amino acids)
Biological process (GO): peptidyl-tyrosine dephosphorylation
Molecular function (GO): protein binding; protein tyrosine phosphatase activity
Source: RefSeq, a predicted model, not a curated record
CCCGCUCUCCCCGGCCCGCCCACCGGAUCCCUGGGGGUCCCGGGUUGGGGGGAUCCUGGGGUCUGCCAGCCCCCAACUCCCAGGGACAGUCAGACCCUCCCUCCUGGGCUGCUGGCCUGGACCCAGGACGGACCCAAGGCCGCCUCCCAGUCGUCCUCCUCCUCCGGUCACCCCCCGCUUCCUGGAAGCCGGGCCCGGCCCUGGACUCUGGGGCCUCCGUCCUCAUUGUUUCCAGACCCCCCCCCCCCGACCAGCCGGCCAUCCGCCGUCCACCGCCCGCUGCCCACCGCCCGCUGCCUGCCAUGAAGUCCAGUGGCCCCGUGGAGAGGCUCCUGAAGGCCCUGGGCAGAAGGGACAGCGCCCGGGCACCCAGCAGGCCGGGGAAGGCCGAACCUCACAGUUUUCGGGAGAAAGUCUUCCGGAAGAAGCCCCCGGCCUGCGCCGUGUGUAAGGGCGUCAUCGAGGGCGCAGGACUGGCCUGUCGUGUCUGCAAGGUGGCCGCGCACCGGAAAUGCGAGGCGAAGGUGACCUGGGCCUGCCAGGCGGCGCCUCCGGCCGACUCGAGGAGGAACACGGCUCCCGUCCGGAGGAUAGAGCAUCUGGGGUCGAUGAAAUCUCUGAAUCAGUCCAAGCAACGGAGCACCCUGCCCAGGAGUGUGAGCGUGGAGGCGGGCAUGGAGCGGCGCUGGGAGCUGGACGUGACGUACAUCACCGAGCGCAUCAUCUCCGUCUGCUUCCCGCCCGGCCUGGACGAGCGGCGCUACGGCGACGGCCUGCGCCAGGUGGCCGCCAUGCUGCAGGCCAAGCACCAGAACCACUACCUGCUCUUCAACCUGUCGGAGAAACGUCAUGACCUGAGCCGGCUGCAUCCCAAGGUGCAGGAGUUCGGGUGGCCGGACCUGCACGCGCCGCCGCUGGACCGCAUCUGCUCCAUCUGCAAGGCCCUGGAGGGCUGGCUCGCCGGACACGCGCAGCGCGUCGCCGUGCUGCACUGCAGGGGAAACAAGGGCAAAACGGGGGUGAUCGUGGCCGCCUACAUGCACUACAGCAACAUCUCCGCCAGCGCUGACCAAGCCCUGGGGACCCUGGCGAUGCACAAGUUCUGUGAGGACAAGGUGGCCGCAGCCCUCCAGCCCUCCCAGCGCAGGUACAUCGACUACUUCAGCGGGUUGCUGUCGGGAGCCAUCAAGAUGAACAGCAGCCCGCUGUUCCUGCAGCAGGUGCUGGUGCCCGCUCUGCCCGCCUUUGAACCCGGCACAGGGUUCCAGCCAUUUCUGAAGAUCUACCAGGCCAUGCAACUGGUGUACACCUCCGGGAUCUACCGCCUAACGGGCCCGGGCCCGCAGCAGCUGUGCAUCAGCCUGGAGCCCGCCCUUCUGCUCAAGGGUGACGUCAUGGUGACCUGUUACCACCGGUCAUCGGGGGGCCAGAGCCGGGCCUCCGUGUUCCGCGUUCAGUUCCACACGUGCACGGUGCACGGCCCCCGCCUGCGCUGCGGGAAGGACCAGCUGGACCAGGCCUGGCAGGAUGAGCGAUUCCCGUUCGAAGCCGCGGUGGAGUUCGUCUUCUCCUCCGGCCCGGAGAAGAUCGGAGGCCGGGACUGUCUGCGGGACGACCCGGCCGUCUCCGUCGACUACAACACGUCCGAGCCGGCCGUGCGCUGGGACUCCUACGAGGACUUCAACCGCAGCCACGAGGACGGCGGCCACGGCUGGCCCUCCCACACCCGGGGCCCCCUGGACGGCAGCCUGUACGCCCAAGUGCAGCGCCCGCGCCCGGCGGCGGCGUCUGGGGAGCCCCCGGCCCCGUCUCCGGUGGCGGCGGCGGCCCGGCCCUCCCCGCCGGCCCCGCUCCUGUCCGUCAGCACCGACUCGGGCCACUGGUCCAACGUGACGGAGCGGCCCGACGACCCCGCGUCCCCCGGCCGGCCCCCGCCCACCCCGGCCGAGCGCGAGGAGCUGGACCGGCUCCUCGGGGGGUGCGGGCUGGGCCCCCGGCCCCCGCCGGCCCCGGCCCCGGCUCCGGACGCCGCCGCCGCCGAGACGCCGGCCGGGGGCCGGGAGACGGCCAUCUUGGACGACGAGGACGAGCCGGGCCGGGCCGGCGGCCACCUCGGGGGCUACCGGGCGGCCCGGCCGGGCCUGGUCCGCCACUGCUCCUGCCGCCACGGCUACCGCGAGCCCUUCGGCCCCCAGCACGGCGGCGGCGGCGGCGGCGGCGGCGGCUACUACCGGCCCGAGGGCACCCUGGAGCGGAGGCGGCCGGCCUGCGGGGCCUACGAGGCCUACGAGGCCUACGGCGAUGGGACGAUGGAGAAGAGGCGGCUGUACCGCUCCCUGUCCGAGGGGCCCUACCCGUACCGGCUGGAGCCGGGGCCCCGCGACCCCGGGGGCUUCGGCUACGGGCCCCCCGGUUACCGGGAGGUGCUCAUCCUGGAGGAGCCGGGCCCGGCCGCCCCGUGCCCGUGCCCGACGUGCCGGGAGAAGGAGCCGGGGCUGCCCCCCGCCGCCGCCGCCGCCGCCGCCGCCUUCUACGGGCUGAGGCUGGAGCGGGAGCCGGCCCCCGCCGACCCGUGGCCGGCCGGCGCGGGCAAGGGGGCCCUCCUGCACCCGCUGCCCCUCCUGGUGCCCGCCUACGGGGCCCACGCCCGCGCCGAGGGGCCCGACUGCGGCUACCUGAGGCCGCCCAAGGCCGGGGACGCCGGGUACCCCUGCGCCCGCCUGGCCCCGCCCGGGUACCCCCCGGUCGCGGCCUACGGCUGCGGGGGCGCCGGGCCCGCCUGCUGCGGGGGGCCGGCCUACGGGCGGGCGCCCCGGACCUGCGGGGCGCCGUGCCCGUCGCCCUGCGGCCUCGCGUUCGAGGGGGCGGAGGAGGGCGGCGAGGCCUACCCGGGAGGCCUGGCACCCGCAGCCCCCGCAGAGCUGUCCCAGUGGCACCCGAUGGCCGUCGGGCCCGGCAGCCUCCAGCGCCCAAAGCCGCGGGAGGCCCGGCCGGGGGUCCCGGCUGCGGCCCAGCCGGCCGGCUCGCCCGCCGGCUCGCCCACCCCGCUGCACACGAGCAGCCCCGUGCAGGGCAGAGAGAGCCCGCGGCCCCCCGGCCCCCGCCGGGGCUCGGACAGGCGAGCAGACCCCCCUCCGAGGAGCGCGAGGAGCCCGGGCGAGUCCGGCCCGCGGGCCCCGGUGCCCGCCGGCCUGCCGGGCCUCCGCCAGGCCGCGUGGCCCGGGCCCCGGCCGCCCCCCGACAGCCCCGACGGCUCGCCCCUCACCCCCGUGCCCACCCAGGUGCCCUGGUUGGUGGCGGGUCCCCCGGCCCCGCGGGGCUCCCCGACUCCCGCCUUCCCCCUGCCCGACUCCCCGCCCCGGGCCCAGCCGCCGCUGCCCGAGAAGCGCCACCCGCCCGGCCCGCAGCCGCCCUCCCCUCCGGCCCCCCACCACGUCACCUUCGCCCCGCCGGCCCCGGCCGGGCCCCCCGCACCUCCAGAACCCGCCGCCCCCCCGAGUCAGAGCGACGUCAAGUUUGUCCAGGACACGACCAAGUUCUGGUACAAACCCCAGCUGUCGCGGGAGGAAGCCAUCUCUCUGCUGAAGGGCCGGGAGCCGGGCGACUUCCUCAUCCGCGACAGCCACUCCUUCCAGGGCGCCUACGGGCUGGCCCUCAGGGUGGCCACCGCCCCGCACGGAGCCCAGGCCCCACGAGGGGACCCGCUGGAGCAGCUGGUGCGCCACUUCCUCAUCGAGACGGGGCCGCGGGGCGUGAAGAUCAAGGGCUGCGCCAGCGAGCCGUACUUCGGCUCCCUGCCCGCCCUGGUCUCCCAGCACAGCAUCUCACCCAUCUCCCUCCCCUGCCGCCUGCGCAUCCCCAGCAAAGACCCUCUGGACGACAGCCCUGAGGUGCCCGUGGUGACCAACAUGAGUACGGCCGCUGACCUGCUGCGCCAGGGGGCAGCCUGCUCCGUGCUCUACCUGGGAUCGGUGGAAACUGAGUCACUGACGGGGCCCCAGGCCGUGGGCCGGGCCGGAGCCGCCAUCCUGGACCGCAGCCCCCGACCCCCGGCCACCCCCGUCCACUUCAAAGUGACCGCCCAGGGCAUCACGCUGACCGACAGCCAGCGGAAGCUUUUCUUCCGCCGCCACUACCCCGUGAGCAGCGUCACCUUCUGCAGCGUCGACCCCCAGGACCGACGGUGGACCAACGCGGACGGCACCACUUCCAAGGUCUUCGGCUUCGUGGCCCGGAAGGCGGGGUCCCCGGCGGAGAACGUGUGCCACCUCUUCGCCGAGCUGGACCCCGAGCAGCCGGCCGCCGCCAUCACCGCCUUCAUCAGCAAGGUCCUGCUGGGCGCCCACCGGAAGUGACGUCACCGGCGCGCCGCCAGGGGGCGCUUUCAGCAGCGAGGUCCUGCUGGGCUCACGCCGGAAGUGACGUCGCCGACACCCCCCCGCCACCGCUUUCAUCAAUAAGGUCCUGCCGGCCGCCCACCGGAAGUGACGUCACCGGGGCACCGCUUUUCAUCAGCAAGGUCCUGCUGGGCGUCCGCCGGAGGUGACGUCACCAGGCCACAUAUUUCAUCAGCAAAGCCCUGCUGGGCGCCCACCGGAAGUGACGUCACAGCCCCCAUGAACACCGCAAAGAAAUCUAUUUUUGUCUAAGAAUAAAGAUUUAUAUAGGAGCUGCAGCAUUCACUCAA